Messenger RNA from Melozone crissalis (California towhee), 3932 nucleotides. RefSeq names its product ring finger protein 216 (gene RNF216). The transcript has 19 exons. NCBI's taxonomy places the organism in Eukaryota, Metazoa, Chordata, Aves, Passeriformes, Passerellidae. The coding region runs from base 368 to 3154 and encodes 928 amino acids. Gene Ontology annotation, molecular function: zinc ion binding. The record is from RefSeq and is a predicted model, not a curated record.
AAGCGGCGGGAGCGGCGGUUAAAUGAAGCGGGGCCGGAGAGGUGGCGGGGCCGCUGAGUGCCGGUGUGACCCCUCCGUCCCGCGGAGCCGUGUGGGAGCACUCGGUGCUGUUGGGACGUCUCGACAUUUCAGGUAUCUGCUGUGGGAGCUGCUGCAGGAAAGAAACCCCAAACACAGCUGUCCUCGGAGCUGAGGGAUCAGUGAGUUUGUGCCUGGAACACCAAGACUUGGGAAGGGACUCAGACAGAUUUCCUGAAGCUCUGUAGACAUUCAGCCUGCUUGGAGGUGCUGCACUGUGGUGACAGUUCCUCAUGUGAGCCUGACUGCCAUGCUGGGGCAUUGACACUCUGGGGUGCAGCUGUUUAAAAUGGCAGAGAGAGGUGGGAAUGAAGAAGUGAUUAACCUGAACAGCUUCAGCAAUCACAGAGGGAAAGACUGGAUAAACCACAGAGAUGAAAAUCUUAUCACAAUAUCAGAUUCCUCAGAUGAAGAUUUGCCUUUGUUGCUGGAGAUGCCAGAAAAGCAGCAGACUGAGGAAGAUGAUGAUGAUGACAUAGUCAUCUUAGCAGAGACCCCGAAGCAUCAGCAGCCUCUGCGUCCCAAUGUCAUCAGACCUGCUGCUCCAUGGCAGGGUGCAGACACUGUGGGGGAAGGAGGAUCCAAAAGUGCUGUGGAGCCAUUGAGCACAGACCUGCAGCAUUCAGCUCUGCCCUGUGAGGGAGAUGGGAACAACCUCGUGGUGGAGAGCAAUGCUGGACCAAGCAGGGGGGAGAGUGUGGAUGUUGCCUUGCAGCAGCCAGGACCAUCUGAGCUGAAUGGCCCCAGAUCUGAACUUACAGGUAGCCAGGAGCCUGGCCCAAGUUUGCUGCCACUGAUCAAGGUGCAUCCACAGCCUGCUGAUAACACACAAAUCAUUAGUCUGGAGAAUGCAGACCUUCCACCUCAACAGGAGGAAAGGAUGGAAGCUCGGGAGCAGCAAGGAAAGAACUUGGAGCCAGAGCAGAAACUUGAAGGAAUAGCUGCUAAAACUACCCCGGAGCAGGGGGGGAUGCAGGAGCAGGGCCAGCUGGAGCCCCGGCGCUUCCCCCCGCAGGAAGAGGAGCCCCGGGCCGUGGCGAACGGCCGCGCUCCUCAGCGAGGGCAGCCAGAGGCAAACCCGGCAUCCCUGCAGGCGUACGGGGGGAAGGCUCCAGGGCCCGCCUUCCCCCGGCCCGAGCCGCCCCAGGACGGCAUUCCCGGCCCUGCCUCCCCGCAGCCGGCACAUCCCCCCGAGGAAUCGGCUCAGCCGGCGGGGACAGACAACAACGAGCGGCCCGGGCCCGCCUUCCCCGCCCGGGGCUCGCAGGAACUCGGCUCGGGGGACGUGCCAGAGCAGGGAGCUGCUGGGCAGGAGCAGGACCUGACUGCGCUGCUCAUCAGAGAGACAGAAGCAAGAUUCCCAGAUGUGAAGAAGGAAUAUAUUGAAGAAUUAAUUCUCAUCAAGAACUGUUAUGACUUAAAUGUGCUUUGUAACUUUCUUCUGGAAAACCCAGAUUACCCAAAGAAGGAAGGCAGAGUGGUUUUAAACCCCAGCAGCAGCCUGCUUGCCAGCCAAGAUGAGACAAAGGUGCCUAAAGUGGACUACUUUGACUUUUCCAAACUCGCCCCCCUUGACCAGCGGUGCUUUAUCCAGGCAGCUGAUCUCCUCAUGGCAGACUUCAAAAUGCUGAGCAGCCAGGACAUCAAGUGGGCCCUGCAUGAGCUCAAGGGGCACUAUGCAAUCACACGAAAGGCCUUUUCAGAUGCUAUCAAAAAGUGGCAGGAGCUGUCUCCCGAAACCAGCGGGAAACGAAAAAGGAGGAAAGAAAUGAAUCAAUAUUCCUAUAUAGACUUCAAAUUUGAGCAAGGGGAUGUGAAGAUUGAGAAGCGCAUGUUCUUCCUGGAGAACAAGAGAAGGCACUGGAGGAGCUAUGACAGGCUGUCCCUUCUCCCCCCAGUGCUGCUGGAGCAGGAGUUCUAUGAGCAGAAAGUCAAAGAGAUGGCAGAGCACGCAGACUUCCUCCUGGCUCUGCAGAUGAACGAGGAGCAGUAUCAGAAGGACGGGCAGAUGAUCGAGUGCCGCUGCUGCUACGGGGAGUUUGCCUUCGAGGAGCUGACUCAGUGUGCAGAUGGUCACUUGUUCUGCAAGGAGUGCCUAAUUAAAUAUGCUCAGGAGGCAGUUUUUGGCUCUGGGAAGUCAGAGCUGAGCUGCAUGGAAGGCAGCUGCACGUGUUCCUUCCCCACCAGUGAGCUGGAGAAGGUGCUCCCAGAGAACAUCCUCUGCAAAUACUACGAGCGCAAGGCCGAGGAGGAGGUGGCUGCUGCCUGUGCAGAUGAGCUCGUCAGGUGUCCCUUCUGUAACUUCCCAGCUCUACUGGACAGCGAUGUGAAGCGGUUCAGCUGCCCCAAUCCCCGCUGCAGAAAGGAGACGUGUCGGAAGUGCCAGGGGCUGUGGAAGGAGCACAUGAAUCUCACCUGUGAGCAGCUGGCUGAGAAGGAUGACAUCAAAUACAGGACAUCCAUAGAGGAGAAGAUGACAGCUGCCCGGAUUAGGAAGUGCCACAAGUGUGGGACAGGCCUGAUCAAGUCGGAGGGCUGUAACCGCAUGUCGUGCCGCUGCGGCGCCCAGAUGUGCUACCUCUGCCGGGCUGCCAUCAACGGCUACGACCACUUCUGCCAGCACCCCCGCUCCCCUGGGGCACCCUGCCAGGACUGUGCCAAGUGCUCCCUCUGGACAGACCCCACAGAAGAUGAUGAGAAGAUAAUUCAUGAGAUUCAGAAGGAGGCCGAAGAGGAGCAAAGGAAGAAGAAUGGGGAGAACAGCUUCAAGCGCAUCGGCCCUCCGGUGGAGAAGCCCGUGGAGAAGAUCCAGAGGAUGGAGGCCAUCCCCAGGCCGGUGCCCCAGAACUUCCACCAGCCCCGGAUGCCCCCGUACCCCUUCGUGCACCCCCCGUUCCCCCUGCCCCCCGUGCGGCCCCUGUACAACAACAUCCCCCUCAACAUCGGCCCCAUCCCCGCCCCCUACGUGCCCCCCCUGCCCAACAUGAGGGUGAACUUUGAUUUCCCCCAGAUCAACGUGCAGCUGGAGCACAACCUGCCUAUGCACUUUGGGCCUCAGCCCCGGCACCGCUUCUGACCUGCCCCACAGCACAGGGCAAAGCCACCCCUUCAUGUCACCCCCUCCCCACUCCAGCCCCUCUGGGGUCUAGCAGCAGCCAGGGGACUCAGUGUCCCUGUGCUGCCCCCUCUCUAGGGCUUCUCCAAACCUUUGCAAUCCAACAUUUCAACCUGUGCUGCGACAGGGUUUGGUGCUACAUUUCCCAGGGGUGGAGUUCCCCCCCAGAUGUUUUGUUUUGACAAAGCCUGUUCAGGCAGCUGUUGGGAGGAAAAGUGAGGCUUUGUAGGACACAGGAAUACAGCUGUUCCUUGGGGAAUUUCCAGAAAUCCUGCCUUUCUGCUGGCCAGAGCAGCAAAGUGAGCCUUGGAGGAAGGGAGGAGACGCUUGGCAUCUGAGUGAGCAUAAAACCUUCAGGAGUGAGGUAACAGGAGGCAGCUGCCCCAGCCUGCUGCCUGUGCUGAGGCUCAGGGCUGGGGUUCCUGUGUUCUCCAGCAUCCCUGUAUCCUGCUGGCACCUCCCAGCAGAAAUAAAUUGUUCAAAAGCAAGUCAAUGUAGCAUUUUUAGUGUGCCUCGCUCUCCAAGCAGAGCCAGGGGCUGCAGCAGCUGUCCCACUGCUCAGGGCUUGGUAGGGAGCCCACAGCCAUGUUCUGUUUGGGGGUGUUAGGAAGUGGCAGGAGAUUUGGGCACCAAAUCUUUGGCUGGACUAAACUUGCCCCCUUUGAAGGGCUCAGUUUUCCCCCCUAAAGGUGUGUGCCCCUCAAACGUGGCCUUUGCUUUGCUGUUCUCGUCUGGCAUC